Messenger RNA from Torulaspora globosa, 756 nucleotides. RefSeq names its product Mgm101p (gene MGM101). Gene Ontology annotation, molecular function: single-stranded DNA binding. The record is from RefSeq and is a predicted model, not a curated record. Gene Ontology annotation, biological process: interstrand cross-link repair; recombinational repair. Bases 1 to 756 code for a protein of 251 amino acids. NCBI's taxonomy places the organism in Eukaryota, Fungi, Ascomycota, Saccharomycetes, Saccharomycetales, Saccharomycetaceae. The transcript has a single exon. Gene Ontology annotation, cellular component: mitochondrial chromosome; mitochondrial nucleoid.
AUGAGCCUACGGUUCUGUCAUCAAAAGUUGCCCAGUCGGACGUUUCUGCGGACGCUAGUCGGUGCGGCAGCACCUGCUGCGACUGUGAACUCUGGAAUGCGAAAAGCCCCAGCAAAUGGCUCGACAUCUAACUCCACUCUGCUCAAUGGGAAGAGUCUGACCAGCAGUCUCGGUGGAGUCGCGCUGGAGACCGCCGAUUCUUCGACAAGAGAGCAACCCAAAGGUCAGGCAGAUAAGGGCAUCGACUGGUACACGUCGUGGUAUGGAAUUGGAGCGAAACCUUUCGAUGCCACUGUCCAGAAACAGCUGGCAGAUUCAUUGCAGCCGGAGGACAUUGAGGUUAAACCCGACGGACUGAUCUAUUUGCCCGAGAUUAAGUAUCGUCGCAUCCUGAACAAGGCAUUCGGAGCAGGAGGCUGGGGUCUGGUGCCUCGGUCGGAGACGAUAGUGACGUCCAAGCUGGUCACACGAGAGUACGGUCUGAUCUGCCACGGGCAGCUGGUCAGCGUGGCCCGCGGCGAGCAGGACUACUUCAGCGAGGCCGGCAUACCGACCGCGACGGAGGGUUGCAAAAGUAAUGCACUGAUGAGGUGUUGCAAGGACCUCGGGGUAGGCUCUGAGCUGUGGGACCCGGUCUUCAUCAAGAAGUUCAAGGCUGAAAACUGCAUCGAGAAGUUUGUUGAACAUAUCACUACAAAGAAGAAGAAGAAAAUCUGGCUCAGGAAGGACAGGCAAGUGGAAUACCCUUAUAAAUAA